Kazachstania africana CBS 2517 is the source of this 924-nucleotide messenger RNA. RefSeq names its product Ccc1p (gene CCC1). The transcript has a single exon. The record is from RefSeq and is a predicted model, not a curated record. Gene Ontology annotation, cellular component: fungal-type vacuole membrane. The coding region runs from base 1 to 924 and encodes 307 amino acids. Gene Ontology annotation, molecular function: manganese ion transmembrane transporter activity; iron ion transmembrane transporter activity. Lineage: Eukaryota; Fungi; Ascomycota; Saccharomycetes; Saccharomycetales; Saccharomycetaceae. Gene Ontology annotation, biological process: intracellular manganese ion homeostasis.
AUGUCAGUCGUAGCGAUAAAGAACGUCGUUUCCUCAUUGCUAGGAGGCAGAAAUGGUAGUAACUCUGAUAUAAGUACACGCUCAAAUAAAAGAAACAACUCUUCUUCACCUCUGCUACGUGCUACGAACGACAACAAUACAAACACAACAGAUUACGGUUCUGGUACGAAUAAUGACGUGGAAUCUGCAUCAAAUUAUCAUAAUCAUAAUCAUAAUGAAAAUGAAAGCUUCUUUGGAAACGUCGACCCUCGUGUUCUCAGUGAUUUGAUCAUAGGUCUCAGUGACGGCUUAACUGUUCCAUUCGCAUUGACUGCUGGUCUAUCGUCUCUAGGUGAUUCUAAAUUGGUCAUCACUGGUGGCUUCGCUGAAUUGAUAUCAGGUGCCAUAUCGAUGGGAUUGGGUGGUUAUCUAGGGGCCAAAUCUGAAUUAGAUUAUUAUAAAGCUGAAGUGAAAACUGAAAAGAAAAAGUUUUAUGAGGAUUCAACCCUUGUGAAUCAUGAAGUUGAAGAUAUUUUAUUAGAUAUUAAUCCAAAUUUUAGUGAUGCUACCAUAGUAUCAUUCAUCAGAGAUUUACAAAAUUAUCCAGAUGUUAUGCUAGAUUUCAUUAUUAGAUACGGCAGACAACUUGAUGAACCUGCUGAAAAUAGGCAGUUGACAAGUGCCAUAACAAUUGGUGGUGGUUAUCUCAUGGGUGGAUUUGUUCCAUUAAUACCUUACUUCUUCGUAGAUGAAGUAGGAACGGGUCUCAUUUUCUCAAUCAUCGUAAUGGCAAUAACUUUAUUCCUCUUCGGUUAUUUUAAAGCCCAAAUAUCAAUGGGUGAUAGCGUUAAUACUCAUCAAAAGAUUUUAGAAGGUUUCCAAAUGGUAGCUGUAGGUGGUGUAGCUGCAGGAGCAGCAUGGUUUUUCGUAAAAUUACUAGGUUGA